AUGUCAACGCUUAGUUACAGCAAAUGGGAUCACAUCGAGGUACACAGUCCGCCUCUCUUAACAUUCUAUAUCAGAUUUCUGAUGACGAGGACGACACUCACCCGAAUAUAGAUACCCCCAGUCUUUUCCGUUGGCGCCAUCAAGCUAGACUUGAACGGGACACUGCCUGGAAAAAGGAGAAGGAAGACUUUGAAAAGGACUUAAAAGCUCAUCUUAAGGCCUACCAGUCAGCUCGAGAGGAGUACGAAGCAGCUGUCAAGGUAUAUUCGAUCAGUUUUCUAACGGUCAGGCCAAUGCUCCUAACCUCAAAGAGCUCGAAGAGAAGUUAAAUAAACUAAAAGUGGAGGAUGCCAAAUGGCAGGAGAGGCAAAAGGAAAUGGCAAAGAAAGAAAGGGUACACAUUUUGAAGUUUUCUUAUAUGUAUGCAUAGCUGAGACCCCUGAACAUUGACACGAUUUGCAAGGAGGGGAAAUCGAAAACGGUAAGUGUCAAAUGCCAGCAUUAUGCUGUCUAACUUAUGGGUCCUUUAACCAUACCUGUCUCCCUUAAUCAUGUAUGUGAAUCUCACUCUGUAAUAGUGCCCAUUUUUGGAGCCCAUCGGUAUCGAAAUAUUCGUCGAGAAUCCUGUUGCCACAGGGAAGCACUCAUGUGCCGUACUAGUAAUUUUAGAGCUAGACACGGAAAGCUUUCAUCAACUCUGUUACCGCAGCUCAUGGUUUCGCUGCCACCUUUGAAGCUUUUGCUAUUGUCACCAUUUGCACCACCAUCUUUCCCUAAGCUAUGAGCCCCAAGAAAGUAGGUUCGGACUAAUUGUCGCACCGCCAGGUUUCCAGUAGAUACUGCGAAUUAGGAAGGUCUGGAUGAAAUUUUAGGCUAUUGGAUUAUUGCUCCCGAGAUCCUGCCUGAUUAACGGCUAACAGCGUUUGAAAUCACGUUUAUGGUUUACUGCCAACAAAAUACUAAAAUCAGUCGACAGUCCCUGUCAGAGAUAGGACUUACUCUGUUAACCACGUCAAAGAUUUCUAGAGGCAACUGCGGGGACCAUCCAUGCUGCUCAGGCGGUUUCGUCAGUCUUCUGUAACUACUGGUCAGCUGCAGCCACUCGCAAUAUGUUGGAGACCCUAUAUUCCCACUCGUCUGAUAAUUUAUGUUUGCUGGUCGAACUUUUCAUGUUCAUUUUUCCCACCCAGACACCGAAGCACUCUUUACUUCAGUAACAUGUAUUCCUCGUCACUGUCGUCACCCGUAUGUCUGACAUGUAAACUUGGACCCAUUAUCCGAUGGUUUUAGUGUUACGCUUAAAUAUACUAUUAGCUGCCUGUCAGCGCUAAGGAAUAUUACGCGGUUAUCCCGCUGUAGCUGAUUGACUUCGGCCCACAUGCUCCUACAUCAUAUUUCGCUCUGUGCCUAUAAACUUUGGUAUAAACUAAAUUGCUCCCAGUCCGCAGUUCUGAGGAGAUUAAAAAAACUAUCCGAUGGUUUAUCUCUAAAAUGCAGUGGAGGACCGAGCACGAGGUCCAUCAACAAUUGCCUAAAGAUCUUUGGCCCUAACAUUGCGGAACCCUGAACAAAGUUUGAUCUGGAAUCCCUAACAAAAGCAAAACUCGGACAUUACCUUAGAAUUUCCCCGUUAAUUGUGUCGCUCCACAAAAGAACUGUCCUCGAAUGACAGUGUUGAGGUCUCACAGCGCUCUCGUUAACUCUUAGCAGGACAUCCUCAUUUGGAGCUGGUGUCAGGCGUCUCGUAAUUAUUCGCUACUGCUCUUGAGAACCCGUUUUCAUGUAAAAGUACCUCCCUGUGCUCAUGUGAUCACGCACGGGCUACCAAAUGAUAAGGGUUUCUACGCAUUUUUUGUUGACUUUUAGAUCAUUAAUGCUGCUACACUACAACACGAAGAAAAAUCCGAGGAGGAUGCAGCUGAUCGUCUUAAGACCUUUGUAGAGAAACAUGAUAAGGAAAUAAAGAAGCUGGGCAUGUUUCGGAAACCUGUCGAUACUCAAAAGUUCCUUGUUGAGAACCCAAAUCUUGUCUGUGAGGAAACAGCCAACCAAUUGGUUCUUUGGUGUCUUGACCUCGCCAUGGAGGAGGUAAUUUGCAUCGCAUUUUCUAUUUGCUGUCCCAGUUUGACAACUUCAUUAAUUCCAAAGACAUUUUCGGGUUUUGUCCUAUGCGGAGGUGAGCUUCCCUCCCAGGUUAACAGUUUAGGUUUUAACAGAGCCUGCGUAGUCUCCACAUUUUGUAUUUUAGUCUUCGAGCGUUUACACUUCAAGCCUUUUGCACUUUUCUGCAGAAAUUUGAACUAAUGGACCACGUAUCUCACCAGUGCAUUGUCAUGCAAUUCAUGCUUGAGCUAGCCAAAUCUUUGAAAUGCGACCCCCGAUCGUGUAUUCGACCAUUCUUCGCCAAGUGAGUAAAUUCACUUUUCUCUGGACAUUGGUCGAAGUUUUUAAAUGCACUAGUCAGAUACUUUACCGAUCUUCUUUGCUCUGAGCAAUAGAACCAGACCAUCGUUGUGGUUAAUUAACUCGAUAUGCAGUGUCCACUACCCGCUGCCCUAUAAGUGUCCGUCACACCAGAUAAUGGCCGCCCGCAGUGAACAGAAUAGGAGAUCUGAUAUCAAAUUUGGCCUGAUAAAGCAAACAUGCAGCAUUAUUGUAGUGUUCAGAUAAAUUAUCAUAUUCUAACGAGGAAGUGGAGUCCGAAAUUUCUGUAGUCGGGGACAUAUUAGGAAGAUACCUUGGGCCAUUCACGAAAAACGGUUGGUAUGGUUGGGCACAUUUUCGGUUUUCCAUCUCAUGAAUGCAUUGCCAGUAUACCCAAUCCAACAUUUCCUAUUUCCCAGAAGGGCCUUAGAGCGGAAGAUGGCUUUGUUGUCGCUGGCAAAUGGUGGGGAUUAAGUUCCAAAUACUCCUCUUCUAAGAGUUGUUUGUUUAGUUUUGUAUUUUUUGAAGACAGUUCGUAAUACUGGUUUCGAGCCUCAUUUUUCGAGCACAUGACGUCGCAGAUAAUAGCCGUCCAUUACAGUUGGUUGGCGCCAGCCUCACGCGAUAAGUUGUUCCACUUGUAGCGCAAACCACGCAGGACUGUUUGCCCAGAGUCGUGUAUGCGCUCUAAGGGAAGCCUUCUACAUGUACAGCUGACAUCUUUACUUUGAAAAAUUCGCACAGUUUCUUGUCAGUGCCAAUUUCAGAUGAGGUGACAAUCUGGAUAAUUUCAUUACCACGUCAACGUUGGAGCGGCCAAUAGCGGUUGUGGAAUGAUCCUUAUCCAAGACUGCUUGCGAAGAGUGCAGACGUUCGAGGUCUGGCACCCCGAAUACCUCAAAGCACGAUCGAGCUCUAUGGCGGUGACCAUCGACAACCAGGAAAUGAGUCUACAUGUCACCGCGGCCAUGGAGUUUGAUUUUCGAGCCAAAGCGCUAGAGGGGGCCACUUGGACUCUGACAACCAGAUGCAGGUGGAUAAUAUGUGAACUAAACGGCUCCCUCGGAAACAGAUCCCUGCUACUGGAUGCUAUAAUAUGCCAAUUUUUCUCGGUCCUGGUGCCCAAAGUCUGAUUAUCAGCCUGUUCCGGGCCCAAAUCUUCGGCAUAGGCUUGAAAUUAAUCAAGAUCCUGGUGUCCGCGGCCACUUUAUCACGCCUCACGCAACUCCUCUGGUAGUCAUGGCGCGGUAAUCUAACAGCCGACGAAUAACGCAUUGCUUGCAUGGAAAUAAGUUGGUGGCCGGUUGAUUUAUGCAUGGAUGAAGGGACAUUUUGUCAGCGUGAGAACGAACUCUUCUGUUCUCAUCCUCAAGAAUUCAUUAGAAAGCUCUCUCGACAUGAUCUGCUAAUUUUUUUCGGGUACUGGGAUGGCCGGACUGUGUCAGGUGACUCUUGAAAUGGCCACCGUAUUUACCGCCUCGGAAUUGACUUUCGAUGCGAGAUUGGCGAAGGGAUGGUGAGAAUCGCUGACCAGAACCAGCUGUCGCCAACAUUUCCUUCCGGCGUCGCAAUCAUCUGCUCACUUUAAAUUCCGGUGAUGGUCAUACGGUUAGGGAGAUUAAUUACAUUAAAUCCAAUUCAAGGUUUCAUUGGUGGUUUUUUUGAUAGCAGUGGUUCCGGGACCGGCAAGGUUUAUGGAUCAGAAUAUGCUUUUUCGCGCGCACGCGCGCACUUGAAAGUUCGUCGUCUAUCCGUGUCAAAAAAGGCCUCGUCCAAACUGCGGGAUUUAGACAAACCAGCCCAGUGGAGGCACUAAGCACAGAUGUCCAGUCUUGCUUCUCUGUCCGAGUCGAGCACAAAAUGAAGUUUAAGUUCGUGAUAGGGCUGAGAGCAUUGUUGUGUUCACCAACAACUCCGUAAAUUGGCGGCAAACUCGACGGGGUAUGAUGUGGCAACGACCCCCCCCCCCAGCGGAAGCACUAAACACCAGCAUCACUCGAGAACUCUACCAGUCUAUUCCCCAAACUCCCCUUUUGUCCUCGCACAUGGAGUAGCGCAGCGGCGGAAUAUCGGCGAAACGUGCGUGUCUGGGCUCUUAGCCAGUACCUGUGCUGCCGCGUAUGGUAUCUUCCAAUGCUGGAAAAUGUUCUUUCUUGUGCCCAUUUAGUGUGAAUUAUGCCCUUAAAUUGUAUGCUUGGAGAAAGAGUGUCUUUCAGUUUUUUUUUCAAUUCCCGAACGAUUCCGGACCCAGCCUGCCUUUACAUUUGCAUUCUGGGUCUCCAGCCUACGAGCUGUGCAUUUUCCGCACAAGGAAAAUCAUGCAUAUGUGUACGCUACUAAGAAAAGAUCAUAUAGGCCGCAUAAAAUUUUGCAGUGAAUGUGGACCCCGUUGUAUACUAGAAGAAAAGCACGAAUAAAUGUGCAGAUACGAUGCUUCAUGAAUAGAAAAAUUUCACGAUUUUAAAAGAUCUCACAAAUAGAAACUUUUUUGAAACUGAAAAGUGCCCUUUAUUCGGGCGUAACAUUUAAAGAAGGCGUAAUUUUCUACCACAUGAAUACAAGAAGGGACACGUUUUCUAUAAAGCAUGUCUAAAUUUAUAAGGGCACUGAAAAGGAAUGAACAAAUGCAUGUUAUUCAGCAGUCAUUUUUUACGGUUCAAUUUUUGUAGGCGGCCCGAAAGGAGCUCGUUUGAAAGCCCGCAUCCUGGCGCGAUUGAGAUAUCUUAAGAUUAUGCUGCACGAUAGUUUACAUUAAAACCCCACUUAAUGAAUGUUUUCGGACUAAAAGCACUUUUCAGGAUUUCUUUUAACGUUUCAUGGGACUACACAUCUACUAUAUUCACGCGACGGACGAACUACAACCUAGGCACCAAGGCAGAUAGCAUGGCAUCAUGCUUUUGCGCAAAGAUAUCGACCGGACCAGAACCUGCAUGAUUCGGGAUUUAUCGCGAAAUUCUCUGCUGAAAGGGACAACGCCCUGCUAGAAAUAGUGCGAUGGACGUGCCACACCCACUAAAAACGUUUUCCAUCCGACGGUUCGACCGUCGUUACCGACGGCAAGGUGAGAGCAGGCACGGCGCGUGAAUUAGUUUACAGUGGUGGUGGACUUGCGCUGCGUCUACCACUCUCUUCCCCCCCUGGGCCCGAUGCCAAGACAGUCAAGAAGACCAGAGGUGGUAGAUGGUGCAGGUGGCUGGCACGACCUGAGCCGUCCCUAGGCGUUCCGACACCCGGUUCGUGUUCUACUGAGUCGGAGUACCUUAAAGGCCACAUUAAGAAGGAGCCAUUGCAGCCCGACUCUUAGACCACCAAUCGGCCGCUCCAUACAAACACACACUGGGCCGACUGCGAGGUCCAAGUUAUCUCGUUAGUUGGCAACCUCCCACGCCACGGCUUUUAGCGCACCGCGAUAGCCUGAAGCACGUUAGGUUGUUUGCAGUGAGGAAAAUGCAUUGGGUCGUCGACGCGACUCUCCCUUCCCAUUCUCAGGUCUGGCCACUGUCCGAGCUGGUCAGUUGACAGGUGAGGGGAAUGGGCGCGGUGGCUGACAUGGCUAGUGACCUUGUCUGCGCGUGCCACAGACACGAUCUGGCCCACCAAACACAAGCACCAGGAUCUCACACAGUGGGGGUUAGGCGGCGUACAUCUCACUGGUAUGAGAGUGCCAUAGUUCACGUUAAGAAGGAGCCUUUUCAGCCUAGUUCUCAACCCACCAGUCCGUUAUUGCACAGACACAACUGGACGGACUGCGUGGACUGAGUUGCGGCGUCAGUCAGCAGCCUUCCAAGCCGCGGUGCUUGACGCGCCGUGAUAGUCUCAGCCUCGGAUCACACAUGCAGCAGAAGAGCUGCAUUGAGAAGGGACCGAGACGCGCACUUCCCUUUUGCGUGAGAGGUGGCAGUUUGGAUGCUUGGGAUGGGUGAUGGUGUUGAGAGGUGCCGAUGCUGGUGGGGGAAGAUGAGGUGGUUUGAUGUAGCCGACGAUUGUCUACGGCAGGCUUUCUUGAGUUCGCAUGUGACCCCGUAGACCCAUGUGGUGGCUCAGUAUGCGAGGGCAGUGUUGGCAAUUGAGUCGAAUGCGUCUGGUAUAUGUUGAUGCUCCAGGCACUGGUUCGCUAGUCUCUGUGCGAUAGAUGCGCAAGUGAUCGAUCAGGCCGAUGUGUGAGGUGAGGAUUCGAUCUUAAUGGGCACAUGUAUGGACCGAGUUCACAUCGUUGGUGUUGAUGGUGGUGAAGUAGAUGUUUGUCGGUGUGUCAGGAUUGUGUGCAGUCGUGGUGGGCGCAGGAGCCGCGCAGCGGAUGUUGGGGCGACGGAGGAGGAUUGCUGUGGGGUUUAGGAGUGCGGCCAGUGUUGAUUGUCGGUGUGGGGGAGGUUGAGUGUUUGCGUUGCGGGAUGGGGGCAGUUGAGAUCUGCGGGCUCCGUGUUUAGCCUUGGCAACGGUGGUGCGGUUGACUUCGAAGAAUGCACCAGUCUUCACUACUCUCCUUCAGGUCUUCCCAGUUGGCCGGGUUGAUUUGUAGGCACUUGUCGUCGGUAACUCUCGGCGACAUCUCCCUAAAAGAGCCGCCUGAGUGGCCGCUCUUUGUCCAUCCGCAUUAGGUGGCCGUUCCAGCGCUGUUGCAGUUGUCUCAGCAUGGCGUACAUGUUGAGGAUUCCCGUAAGUUGUAGUACGUCCGUGUCCUGGAUCCGGUCCUGUCACCUCAGCUUUAGUAUCUAGCGAAGACAACUGAGGUGGAAGUGGUCGAGUCUUCGCACCUGCUUGUACACCGUUCGGUCCCGGGCAAGGUCUUCCCAGUUGGCCGGGUUGAUUUGUAGGCACUUAAGGGAAGUUUUCAGGGUAUUCUUUUAGUACCGGACCUGUCGGCGGGUACUUGUGGCGACAUCUCCAUAAAAGAGCCGUCUGAGUGGCCGCUCGUCGUCCAUCCGCAUGAGGUGGCCGUUCCAGCGCUGUUGCAGUUGUCUCAGCACGGCGUACAUGUUGAGGAUUCCCGUCAGUUGUAGUACGUCCGUGCCCGGGAUCCGAUCCUGUCUAUCGAAGACAGCUGAGGUGGAAGUGGUCGAGUCUUCGUACCUGUUUUGCAGACGACUGAAAGCUUGGCUAGCCUUAAAGAUCCGUCGCUCUAAGCUAACUGAUUGCUAAAAUAUAAACGGUGAGCAAACAAAUUCAACAGAACGGUAUUAAUCAGAACGGUAUUUUAGCUUACAACAAGGGUAAGCACAAACAAGCAGACAAAGAUGAACAAACAAGGACAAAAAAGCAAAGACAACAAAGCAAUAUUCAACUUUUCUGGGGGUCACUUACCUUGUGGCCUCUUGUGGGGUCGCUGACGAAGCCUCGUCUUGGAGGUGGCGAUACGGUUGUCCGUGAGACUUUCGACCGCAGGGUAAGGGUAAAGUAGAGCAGAGAGGGUGAAGGGCGGAGAACAGGUGCGGAGGGGUAUGAAGGGACCGGUCUUCCAGCCACUGGGUCAGUAGCUUGCUGAGUGUCCGUGACCUACUGCGGGGUUGCCUACGGAGCCUUACCUCGGAGAUGCCGGGGCAGUGAUCCAUCUGGCCAGCGGUUGAGGGAGUGGAGCCGUGUGGAGAUUGGUCUGGGUCGCCUACGUGAUUGCAUGUCGCCCUCGCUGUAGGUUUUUUCGACCGUGUGGGAAAAAAAUAGAGUAGAGAGUAGACAGAGUAGAUAGUAGAGAUGAAGAGGGAAUGAAGGGGUUAUGGACGGGAUGGGGAAGGGCAGUGGGAGCAGGGUUGCCGUGUGUGGGGAUACACACGGAUACCCUCACCUGGUUUAGCUCGACGGGGUGUGGCCGUGCUAGACAGAACCCAACUUCGCGGAGCAACAUGUGAGAGUCGAGUGCUAGUUAAUAAACGCCAGACGUAGUCUACACCAGCAAGCAAGUGAGCAGUCUACUGCGACCAUCACGUAGACCCAAAACUGAACACUCCGUUUUCCACUUACAUCAGCGCAGUCCUUAUGAGUUUCAGCUGAUUCCCUGGCUUCGCUCGGGACACUGUUUCAGGCACGGGGAUAUCGCACAUCUGAAGCUUCCAGGGAUCUCCCCAAAAGUGCAGUAUGCAUCGUAAAUGACGAAACAUCCGCUGAAGUCUUUAGAUAUACUUUUAAGUAGCGAAAGUCCCUUAUGCGAGGUCGCCGUACUCUUCUAAUCCUGCACUGCAGUGCGCCAUCGUUUAACCAUGCUCGGGAAUGGCAAAAAUCCAGGGCAUGCAAUUUCUAGUCAAUUUGUGAUGUUUGUAUAAUUCAAAUCAUAUUUACGAGGAUUGAUAUACAAGAAUUCAUGUUCUUUAGUCAUUUAGUACGAACGUAUGCUCUUUUUGGAGUUUUCCAUUUAGGGGUUCAAGCAUUUCGGUCUAAGAAAAUUUUAUACAUAUUUAAAAUAUGAUCUGCGUUUUCAUUUGUUCCCGAGAGUUCCAAGCUAUAAUCACUGUUGGACUUGGCAUGAACACUUGAUUUUUCUUCUAGACUAAGUGAUUCUUCCCCGAUUUAUUAGGUUCAUCAACCCUGAACCGGAAUAUCAGAGGGCUUUUAACGACGAAUUGGACGCUUUUCGCAAACGCAUUCGCGCUCGUGCUGAGGUCAAGGUCCAGGAGGCGGUGGAGCGCUACGAAGAAGUAGGUGCUUCAGUAACGACAAACUGCCCUUUGACCAGCUUCUCUUGAACUUCUUAUAAUCUUCACUUAUGUCUUUCUAGGAAGAACGCAAGAAGCGUCUCGGUCCUGGCGGUCUUGAUCCACUCGAGGUUUUCGAAAGCCUAACCCCGGUAAAGGGCGCUAUGCCUAUUUCGCGAGUUUUUAUCCAGUCGAAUUUUUUAAAAAUUACUACUGACGUGUUGUAAGUAUGGUUUUUUGUAUGUUUAAGGAACUGCAAGAGUGCUUCAAAAACCAGGACGUGGAACUGUUAAAAACUACCCUCUCCAAAAUGGAUCCACACGAGGCUGAGGCAGUAAUGAAACUCUGUAUCGAUAGCGGGCUCUGGGUUGAAAAUGCAAACGCUGCCACGGGAGAUGAAGGCGAUGCCUCGGCUUCAAAGGAGACUGAAGAGCAGGGUGAAGAAAAACCCGCGAGCACCAAUGAAUGA
Molecule: messenger RNA, 9516 nt
Organism: Spirometra erinaceieuropaei
Lineage: Eukaryota; Metazoa; Platyhelminthes; Cestoda; Diphyllobothriidea; Diphyllobothriidae
Source: the annotation of a GenBank genome assembly